UUUGGGGCAUCGAUGCGAAGGAGCAGUAGUAACUCUCGAAUUGUCACAUGUUGUUUGUGUUCGAGAACAAGAGUGAUUGAAAUGUAGGCGGAUAAUGGAGAUCAUUAAACACAAACGUUCGGACGUGGCGAGUCCCCACAAGUAACCAUGGUCAGGCUUUGAGAUGGUGAUGCGAGAUCAUAACUCAGAAAGGUGUAAAACUACAGCUGGCAAACUGUCCAUUUGCUAGAGCCCGUCUGUUGGGAAACGAGACAAUGGGCCUAAGGUUACGAGACAGUGGGGUCAGCAGUGACAAUGGCUCAAAUUAUAUACAGAAAUUUGAUGUUGGUGAAGGAAAGACAACAAUAAUGGCUGUGUCGACCAGUGGAAAGAACUUUAUGAUUGAUAACAGUGGCAAAAUCGAUGAAAAGGGAAGGAUUGAUGAUGUAGAUGAAACAAGCUCAGGGUAUAGUUCUCGAGAGAGUCAUUGUGGGGAAAACCAGGAAAGGAUACAUCGAGCUAAGGUACAGAAAUCUCCGAAAAUGGUGCUUGUUUUGAACGACAAAGGGAGAACCGUCCAUGAAAAUGAAUCUGUCGACAAAGUUGAACGAAUCAUGGAGAACCUUUCUAGAGCUUCCAACCCUGUUCCUGGUUUUCAACUAAAUGAUACUACCGACUUGGAUUUUAAACAAUUAAACGAACAAUUACACCGAUUCUCUUCAGUUGCUUCACAAACUGACAAUGAUGUCACGGAACAUGUUCCGCUCCCUAAUAAAAUCUGCUCUUGCUUAGGAGAUUCUAAUGCAUUCCCAGCUGACCCAACUGUAUGCAGACAACCGCGGAUCGACCUGGAAAAUGAUACUGUCGAGGAAAUUCCUUCAGACAAAACUAAUCAGAGAACCGAGAAUAAACUGCUACCUGGUGGGAUAAGUAAAAUUACAAAAAAGAAAACCCAGAAAGAAACAGAAACACAGACUGAUAAGCUCGAUUAUAAUCUUUUAGAAGAAUGCAAAAAUCUUCGAAUGUAUAAUUUGGAGCUUGAGGAAAAGCUUAGCAAAUUCAAUGACGCGUUUGAUGUCGUUGUUAAUCAACUGGAAAGAGAAUUGUUAAACGCUGUUACAGAAAUAUCGCACUUGAAAAAGCAGGUACGUGCAGUUGGCAAGCUCAAAUUGAGAUCUGGUCCAUGCGCAAGAUGCGGGUAUAGCUCGGACGGUGACAUUGUCGAAGUUCAGUCUGUGUCAAAUUCAUUUAAAAAAUCGUUGGGGUACUCUGAUAUGAAAAAAGCUUCUAGCAUGGACAACUUGCAAAAGUGCUCAAAGCAACCAACUCCACGGAUCUCAGCGAAAACUGAUUUGUUGAAGUCACUUUUAAAAGGACAAACCCCGGAUAAAAUAAAGCUGUCGUUGCUUGAGAAGAAUAAGUCAUUGAAAGAUGAAAUACACAACUUAAAAACAACGGAGCAAGUUUCGCACAGAAGAUUAAGCCCUCCGCCAGUAAAUCAAGUGAAUACUCAAGCAGAGCAGGAUGAUUCAAAAUGCAACGGUUACAAAAAUGCAAUAGACCAAAGAACUUCAACUGAGCCUGACCCAUCAAUAAAAACUAAAGAAAAGUCGGUGCAAGAGGACGUGCGAUGGAGACCACAAAUGAAAAUCAUACGAAGACCAAAAAAUGCCCCUGCAGUCCACCCACAAUACACCUCGGCGGCUUUUCGAACAAUACACGUGACUCGAUGGGGACAAAAAAGUUGAAAUUGACCUGAACCAUGAACCUACUUAAAAUCAUACAUACAGUCCAACCUUGAAAAUGAUUCAAGGAGUACAGACUGCAAAAUGGCAUCGAACCCACCAGGUCCACUGUUAAACGCAAUCUGUCUCGUUGUGGAUUGGUUAACGAGAACAAUAGCUGGAACAAUAGCCUAAACACGAUUCCAGCGCUCCGCCAUAAUUUUUACAAUGCGAUAAAUUAAAGUAGGACCGGAAACAAUAAAAAAUCCCUUUGUUCUUAUAAUCAAUCAACGUCGUGACAGAUUGCCUUUAACGGAAUGCAGACUAGAACUAGCUUUGGAAUGGAUGUAGCAGGCUCUUAGUGUAGUUAGCUUCCCCUAUUGCCUUCCAGUUUGUAGAUGAAAUUGAUUGACGAUCUUGCCUUGUAUAUUGUGUUUUUCGUGGCUCUGUUGGUUCAUCAGACCUUUUAAGCGCUCUAACAGGUUUAAGCCUGAGAUUUCUAAUCAAGAUAGCUUUUUAGUUCUGCAAUUUUUGUAGCAUUGUUCCGUUUUAGACUUCUUAAGGUGCUUUUAAAAGUCACAUAUUUGCUACAUCGUAGUAAUUUGAAAAUACCUUGGAUAGUUAUUGUAGCUGUUUGAUAGUUUCCACUUUCACAAUUUUUACUUUCUUUAAUGAUUAUCAGGCUAGACUUAAAUUUACGACAAAUUUCAUGCCAGCCUAGUUCGUUGUUUAUGGCGACGCAUCUAGAGAUCAAAGCUAGUAAAGAUGACAAGCUAUUUUUUAUCCGCAUCCGUACCCAUGUCCCUUGAAUUGGUGUAAUGGAGAGGGAAGGGGGUGGGAGAAGGGGAAUUUUAGAGGAUAAUCUUCGUUGCCCAAAGUAUUUCUCUCGCGUAAAAGUAAUGAAGCAGGGUCUUCUUCGAUUACUUGUCAAUUUUUUAUCGCGGGCAAGGGGGGCUGUAUCGUGUUUUCAAGGGGGAAACCAUUGGAUCAUUUUGUUUAUGUUCAUUUUCUAUUUUUACGUUUUUAGUGUAGAUUUCUGUCGCUCUUGGAUGUUUCUGCAUCCAUAUCUAGGAAUCGUUCUGCUACCGGAGCUUAAAAACCCUUUUAUCAUGCUUCUUAUGGCAUUUUUUCUUAAUUAUUUUUCAGUGUUUCGCAGUUUUUUUCAUUUUCAGUGUUCUCAUAUCAUUUUUAUAAAUGAGCAUCUUUUCUAUUUUCGAUUAAUGAGCGUAAUUUCUAAACCUGAAAAUUGUGUACAUUUAUUUUAAUGUCGUUACCAAGAUGUGAUAGCUAAGAGAUGCAGCAGUCUGCAUUAAAUUCAAAAUAA
Rhopilema esculentum is the source of this 3027-nucleotide messenger RNA. RefSeq lists its product as uncharacterized. Lineage: Eukaryota; Metazoa; Cnidaria; Scyphozoa; Rhizostomeae; Rhizostomatidae. The record is from RefSeq and is a predicted model, not a curated record.